This is a messenger RNA of Leptopilina boulardi, 3962 nucleotides long. RefSeq lists its product as uncharacterized. The transcript has 2 exons. NCBI's taxonomy places the organism in Eukaryota, Metazoa, Arthropoda, Insecta, Hymenoptera, Figitidae. The record is from RefSeq and is a predicted model, not a curated record. The coding region runs from base 185 to 3553 and encodes 1122 amino acids.
AUUAAAUACUCUACUUGAAAUUUUGUCUUGAGAAGAAGUUAAAUACACAAAAUUUAAUUUUGAAUAUUACCAUGUUUCAUUACGAACAACAUUAGAUUGAUCAUAAUUAUUAUGAAAAUUGAAUAGUCAAUGCAUACUAAAAAUUUCCAUUAUACAGCAUUAGACUAAAAAAGAAAAAUUAAAAAUGGAUACAUUAAUUUCAAAAAGUCCAUUAGCAACCGUACAACUUAUACCAGUCUUCAAUUAUUUAAAUCUACUUAGUGAUUUUUUAUUCACUGAAUAUAAAUUAGAUUCAUAUAAUCAAUAUAAACAAAUACCUAUUGUUAAUUCACUGUACGAAUAUUUGGAAGAUCAUCAUGAUAAUAUAACUAUGCAUACAAAAUUAAUUCAGAAUUUAUUAAAAGGCAGUGAUCUAUAUGGUGAAAAAGAUCAUGAAAAUGUUGAUGAAAUUUUCGUUAAUACAAUGUUUGAUUACAUCAUAAGUUCUCUUGUAUUUGACAAAUAUGGAAAUAUUUAUGGAUUUUUGGCUGACACAAUUCGCAAAGUAGAAAAUUUACAAUUAGAUAAUGUUUUAAAAGUAAUUAAAGAAACACUUAAAAAUGCAACAUUCGACAAUGAAUAUGGACCUAAUUCGGUUCUAACUGAAUUAGCAGUUAAUAGAAUAUAUACAGAUAUAAUUUUGCCAAUCUUUCCUAAACCAAAGACUAAUCUUAGUAUAUUGUCUCUUGAUUAUAUUUUUGCACAAGCUGGUUCAACUUAUCUUCGUCUUGGAAGUAUAAAUGAUACCUAUUAUUCUGAUUUCGAGAACAAUAAUAAUAUUAAAUACUUUAAUGAAAACUUAUUUGACGAAUAUUUAAUAACGGGACACAUAAUAAGGAACUUACUUCACUAUAAGAAAAUAGAUAUUUUAGUUUUAAGAGUUUUUGCUCUACCAGCUCUUUUAUAUUAUAGCACUACUGAAGAUAAAGUAAAACAUGAAAGCAUAACAAAUAUAAUUUUCAAUCCCGAUCACUGGAUGACAGCUUAUGAUAAAUUUUUGAUAUACUUACACAAUGCUUAUAACCAAAUAGAAGAUCAAUUAAAGAAUGACUAUACAUAUAAAAUUCAUUUAGAAUUUUCGAAUUUUCAAAAUCGUGCUUCAAUGGCAAAAUCAAUUAUAGAUUUAAACUGCAGUUUCUUCAGUGAUAAAACUUUUCCAAACUCUCAAGUUUCUGAACAUUAUAAAUGUAGUCCAGUAGUUGCUUUACCCAAUAUAAAUAAAUGGUACAAUGAUCAAGUUUAUAGUUUGAGUGAAAUAUAUGGAAAUUAUGAUUUACAAAUUACAUUAAAAUGUCUUAAGGAAUCAUUAGUUGGUGACUUUGAUGAUGUUGUAAUAAAAUUGGUAGUUACUAAUUCUGAACUGGUAAAUACUAAUUUUACUACUUUUCAGUAUUUAUCUUACGAUUUGCUUGAAUUUUAUUACACUAAUUACAAUACUUCAGACUAUUAUGCUUUACUACGAAAUGAUUAUACUGUUACACUUAUUAAUGAGUUAGAUAAUCCAGAACUCUUUCAACGACAAAUUGGUCCAUCUUUUCAAAGAUUUAAACGAUUUGCAAAUAGAAUUAUUUUAAAGUCUGGUAAUGAAGGAAUAACUGAACUUUCUGAAAAAUUAAUGAAAUAUAAAAAAGAACGAUUCAAGUCCUAUUUGACUUUAUUUAACUAUAGUCUAAAAAAUAAUGAAUGGUGGAAGGAAUUUGGAUUAUCAUUGGUGCCAUUUUAUCCCUGUUUAUCAAAACUCGUCAACUAUAAUAAUAAUCAGGAAAACUUAUGUGAAAAAGAUAUCAUAAAAUUUUUAAAUAAAUUUCCAGACAUGUUAACACGUAUAACAAAUGUAAAUACACGAUCACUUUUGUCGGUUUUCGGUACAAAUUUAAAAACAAUACUUCUUAAUGAUGUGAUUAUUAAAACGAUAGAUACUUUAGUAGUGUCAUAUAAUGUAUCUUAUCUUUCAACACAAAAUGAAUUAGAUAUUAAGGCAUAUUCUAAUCAAGUUUCUUUACACGUAGAAGAGCCUACAUUUGAAACAAUGUCCAUAUCUAAAGAAGGUAUUCAAUUAGUAAAAAAAAUUUUUUCUAAUUUAAAAGAGAAAAUUAGUUACAAUUUUACAUUUGUAAACUAUGUUCUACAUAGAAUGGUCUAUUUACAAAACAUUAUUCUCAAAGAAAUUGGUCACGUGGAUGAAAAUAAAUUUCGAAAAUUGUUCGUAUAUUCUGUCAAUUAUAAUACUGGCUAUGGUUACAAGUUUAUAAAUAUUUAUAACACAACAACUGCAACAUUAAGAACUGAAUAUGAAUCGAAGGAGAAAAUAUUUAGUACACUACUUCUCGAUUUGCCAGAAAAUAGAAAAACACAUAUUAAAAUAAAUAAUGCAAGUUUUGAAUUUGAACCUAAUGAUUAUUUAUUUGAAAUUUAUAACCAACUUCGAAAAAAAUCAACAAUACUUUUGCUUUCUGGUAUAUGGAAUCAUCAUGAUAAUGAAAAUUGCAUGGAUUAUCAGCAAUUGGAGCUAACAAAACAUUCUAAUGAUUGUUUAAGACACUGGCGUUUUAUGGAAAAAAUUCGUCAACUAGAGGUAGCAGUUGAUAAAUUAAGAAAUAAUAUAAUUAUUGAUGGCGGACUUGUUGCUACUGACGUAGAAAUACGCAAUGAAUUAAAAAAAUACACUUUUCCCGAUGACAGUGUUUUUUUAUUUUAUUUUGUCUCAGAAUGGAAAAAAAACAAAAAAUUUGAACAAUCAGAUUGGAGUAGAAGCUGUAUAAUUGAAAAUUCUGAUCUUUUGAAUGAAUUGAGAUUUGAUUUAUAUUUAGAAAAGAACAAUAUAACAAUUACGAAUGGAUUAGAUAGAAUUAAUGUGAUUUAUACCUAUCGAGAAAGAUUGAAAAUUGAAGAUGGAACAACGAUAGAGAAUAUAAUUAGAAAUUUUAAUGAUCAGAAAGCAGGUUUUUCGGUAACAUUUGAAGAUUACUAUGCUUUACGAAAUUUUGUCACAUCAGGCUAUACAAGAAUAAGUGGAGAUACACCAGAAGCAAAACGAAUGAAACUUGCAUUAUAUAAAUUAGCUAUAAGACAAUCUGAUGAUUUACGGGAGGAAUUUGAAUGGACGUUAUUUCGAUUAGAAUCAAAAUCUAUUGACAUUGUUGAUAUUGAUUUUUCUUUGGGAAAGCAAGUUAUUUUGCAAAAAUUUACAAUAACAUCAACAAAUAUAGCAGCUGCUAUCAGAUUUGCUGCAUCUGAAGCAAAUGGAUUUAGAAAUAUUUUGUAUGAAAUUAAAUUUUUUAAUCAUUAUUUUAGAAUAGCAAUUAAAACAGAAGUUGAUAAACUAGAAUCUUCAAAUGAAAAAAAUAUAAUUCUUUUACCUGGUACUGAAUUUGAAAUUUAUGAUAUUUUAACACUGUCAAUAGAUGGAAUAGGUGAAGUUUUGAAAGUAAUUCUUCAUGUUGCAAAUGAUAAUAUAGGAAAGCAUCAACGUUAUAAAAAUAUCAUGAGAAAAAUAACAGAACUAAAAGUGUAAAUUGUUUUUUUUUUGUAUCAAAUAUUUUAUCUAGAUUUUACAAUAUUGGCGUCUUUGACAUCAACUCGUGUCACAAUUAUCCAUAUAUUUCUUUGGUUUUUGUUUAAUUUCAAUGUAAUGUCGCGAGAAUUUUAGCACCGUUUUACUUAAUUUUGGUAACCAUGCACCCCAUUCCCGGAAUGUAUGUGAUUUCGGGAAAUUGUAUUUAACGUUAGUAUGCAAGAGUGCGAGGAAUGAGUUAUUCGCCUUAAUAUCAACUCCUAAAAAUUUUCUUUAUUUAAUUAGUAAUUUGGUGUUUUUCUAUUAAUUGUUGAACUUUUGAAUUAAUUUCUGGUGACUUUGUUAUUGGCUUUUUUGCAAAUUUGACUUGGUUUUUUAAGAAUAAAUGGAAUUAUUAUUCUAAGUUUAA